AUGAAGCGGUCUCAAGGGAAACCGACAGGACGUGGUUUUGAAGGACCCCGCCCCGGUUUCUCGGGCUUUGGAGGCUUUGGCAACGCCGCCUCCGGGACUUCCUUGUCGUACCUCGCCGAGCCUCCUUCAUUUGCUGCUGUCUCGGAUCCGAAUGUUGUCGUGUCGCUCAAGAACAUUCUGAAGAAGGACAGCACUACCAAGGCCAAAGCGCUCGAGGAGCUACUAGCUUAUGUUCAGGCUCAUCCAUUUGACAAGGAUGGCGGGGUUGAAGAGGGCAUCCUCGACGUUUGGGUCCAAAUAUAUCCUCGCACAUCUAUAGACAACUCACGUCGCGUGCGUGAACUGACGCAUAACCUCCAGUUUGAGCUCAUGAAAUCAGCCCGCAAGCGUUUUGAACGUCAUCUGCCAAAGAUCGUCGGCGCAUGGCUUGCCGGCCUGUAUGACCGUGACCGUGUUGUGGCCAGGGCUGCUAGCGACGGUCUAACCUCGUUUCUCAACACCCCUGAAAAGGUCCUGGCGUUUUGGACCAAGUGCCAGGGCCAGAUCCUUGACUAUGCCAUUGAUGCUAUCCAAGAAACACAAGAUACCCUGAGCGAUGAACGAUCAACAACGGCGGAGGAUGCCGAGGCAAAGUAUUAUCGAGUUGUUACUGCUAGCUUGUCACUUGUCUUGAGUUUACUGCAAAAGGUUGAGCCAAGUAACUUGGAGAAGUUGCAAUCUCGAUACGAUGACUACUUUGCGGAGGAAAACGUUUGGAAGACCAUUACUUUCAACGACUCGUCAGUCAGGAAGACGGUAUGUCAGCUGCUGUUCGCCUCCAUCGACCGGAAGUUGCCAUAUGCCGAUGAUGCAAAGGUCAAGCAAGCCUUCAUCACAGGAGGUCUGAAGACCAACCAAGCUGGCUCGGCGCUCGAAUAUGUACGGGCGUUGACAAAAAUGACACAAAUAUAUCCCGAUGUUUGGACAUCAACGAAGACACCGAGCGGUCCAAAGUCUCCCCUUGGCAGGCUGCAGGCAUUCGUCGCCAAGGGAUCUCAGGGCAGUCCGCCCAAGUUCUGGGAGUACUUGGAUCAACUGCUGAUGGUUCUGCCAUCGGAUUUGAUCACACCCGAGGUUGCUUCCCAAUUUUUGACUUCUCUCAAGUCUGGUAUCACACAUCGCGAUGAACCUCGAACGAACACUUCUUACGCAUGGAAGUGCUUCAUCGAUACAGCCAAGCGCCUCCUCAAGAACCUCCCGGCCGACGACCAAUUGCCAUUUGUGCAAGAGCAUCUCUUCCCUCUUAUUGAGCAGUUCUUGUUUUCGGUGUCAGAAAAGACAGUAGCUAUACCGCUUGGCCCAAACGCGAUUUCCGUCCUGGUCGAAGCCUACAUCGCCACUGUCCAAGCCUCACCAUCGGUGGUAUCCGCGUCCAAGGAAGAAUGGGACCGACUCGCCAGUGUCUUCUGCGCAAAGAUCUCCGGAUCGUUGCCUGAAGUUUCGCGGGAGUAUCAACAGUCUCAAGAAAAGAUCUCUGAGGAGGGCCGACGGUGGUUCGGUCUCGUGGGCCAGAUUGAGGAGAAGAUAGCUGACCUGGAAGAAGAGGUUCCGGACCAUACAGCUCAACCCUCUCUCAAAGCCAUUUCUCAGAGUAUCACACUGCUGGAGAGCCGGAACUUGAAGCCAUUUGGUGCAGCUCGAAUCAUCGAAUAUGCCUUGAGUAUGGCACCUCGCUUAUUCGACGGCGAAGGGGCUGUAACGCUCUCCACGUUCUUUACUACCCUGGCUCGUGAUGAUGCUGCCAAGGCUGUCACUUCGCCCUCCUCGAGGUACCUUCUCUCUUCGCUUCACCUUUUCGGCUCCGUGUCAACUCAAUUCGCACCUAUUUGGAACUCUUGGGUCGAGGCUGUCCUCGAUCUACCAUCGGAGGCUACCCGUGAUGUCGCCCUUGCAUCACUCAUCUCCAACGAUAGAGGAGCUGUUCUCGCCAAGGGAAACAUGGACUUGCAAAAGCACAUUAUUGGUCAGGCUGUCCUUUUGGCGGUCGGUGGUAGCAAUGAUUGGGAAUUGCUGGAAGCUGCUGUCACAUACCAGACUCUUACCGACAGCAAUUACCGAGAGCUUGUUCAAGCUCUUGUCGAAAUCCUUGAGAAGGAACCUUCGAAGACGGAAUCAACACUCCAAGCCUUGGAGAUUGCUGCCAAGGGUCGACCGGAGCUGUUCUCCCGCGAUGAACGCGUUCACACAACGUUGGUAGCUCUGCUUCUCGGUCUUUCUGAGCUAGAGGACUCCGCCAUUUCUUCAAAAGCGACUGCCAUCCGCACUCUUCUCGAUACCCACACUGACGGAAAGCUACCUGUUAUUGCUGUCGUUCAAGCCAACCUCGAGCGAGCAGGAACGCAGUCUCUGGACAUUAACACCUUGGUGUCGCAAGCAUACAGCGCGGUCUCGAGUGACAUCCCUUCCGAAGAGCUCUUCCCAAGUACCAAUGUGUGGAUGAAGGAACUUGCGCCAUUGUUGGAACUAUCCGUCAAUCCGGCUCUGUCGAUUACAAACAGCAUUGGCGGUGCUGUGGCCUUGGUUAAGGGAGCCCCUCGAUCUACCAAUCUCAGAAUUUAUCGGGAUAGAAAGGGACGCGCCAUUCCUAUAAGAAUGGCUCUUUAUGUGUCUCAGCUUUCGGAGAAGCUUCCACUGUCUCAGUUGCCCAAACCCUUCAGCUCGAGCUGUUGUAGCGCACAGGCUGAACAGUUCGUCUCCAAGACACGUGGGAUCUUGAAUCAGUUGGCUGCUGAUGCUGGCGCCUGGAGCGACUCGGAAGAGAAGCCGAUCAUCCAAGACCUCAUUGAUCUAUUAACCCAAUACUCGCAAGAGCUGACGCCCAGAGGGCUAUACAGUGCACGUGCGCUCAGUGAGCUUGUCCAAUUCCUAGCUGAGGCGCAUGGAGCAUCAUCCAGCUUCGAAGACGCUCUUCUGAAGCCCGAUGUUCUCAAGAUUGGCCCUACCACCGUCCUGCCAGCCUCGGCUAUAAUUGCCGGGUUUGGUGAGACUCUGCAGCCCUCCAAGAUUGCUAGCAACUUCUGCAAUAAGGUUGUGAGUGAGAUCGCAGGAGCCAAGGCAGAUAGUGACAAGACAUUGAUGACUCUUGUUCUUCUGUCGCAAUGUGCUCAGACUUACGAGGCGGGUGAAAUGCCCGUGGCUAACAACCGAAUCGUUUUUGCCGUCCGCCAAAUAACCUCUUGGCUGGACGAGCCUGAAAGCCUGAGCCCAGCCCUUUGUGCCGAGAUUUGUCGAGCAUUGAACAAACUGCUGCCUUGUAUGAAGGACGUUUACGGAUCUUACUGGGAAAAGACCAUCGAGUUUUGCAUAUCUCUCUGGAACCGUGCGCACGAGUUUGAGUUGAACGAGGCUCUUCCCUUCAUUCACUCUUCACUCAGGCUAUUCAAGACCAUCGAGUCCUUGCAAGAGCCUAAUGAUGAUCUAGAGGAUGCCCUCAAGGAGUACGCCAGUGCUAAGCCUAGGGCGUUGAUUGAGCUGCUGCGACUUCCUCGGGAUGCUCGCUCCCAGCCACUUGAGAUUGUGGAUGCCAUGCUUUGCCGAGAGGUCCAGAAGAUUUCUCUGAGACAUGUGCCUGAUCUGUCUGAUCUCUUUGGCCUGGUGGCGUCGGAAUCGCGGGACAUCCAGACAGCUGCGUACAACCUACUUCACCAGGCUCUUCCUGAACAGCAACAGCAGAAGUCCAUUGAUGCUUUGCUGGAAAAGACAGGUAUGUGUAAAGAUCUACCUCACGAAGACCAAGAACUGACAGCCACAGAUGCCCGACUCCCUGACGAACUCCUCUCACUUCUUCUUGACGCCCCCACGCUCGAGAAGUACUCUGACGAAAUGCUUGCCGAAUUUCCCUCUCCUAUCCGCUCAUACCUCCUAUCCUGGAAGCUCGUUUUUGAUGCCUACUCGACAUCAUCAUUCAAGAUCCGAAACGACUUUACUGAUAACCUGAAACAAGAUAAUUGCGUAGGGCCACUGCUAGACUUUAUGUUUGACGUGCUGGGUCACUCAGCUGCUCAUCCAUUGAAGCUAGAAAAGGUCAACCUCACUUCAGAGCACAUCCAAGACUACGAUGUGAAGUUGGCAGAGUCGGAACCCGAGGAGAAGAACAUGCAGUGGCUGUUGGUUCAUCUCUUCUAUCUUCUCCACAAGUACACACCUGGGUUAUUCCGUGCUUGGUACAUCGACUGUCGCUCAAAGCAGACACGCAUCGCUGUUGAGUCGUGGACGACCAAGUACUUCUCGCCCAUCAUAGUCUCAGAUGUCCUAGAUGAAGUCCAGAAGUGGGCUGAUAGCCAGGAGCCUCCUGCUAUGGACGAGAAGGAACUUGUUGUACGUGUCGCGCGAUCCUCUAGAGAAAUCAUAGCUGGCUAUGAAGUCGACGAGGAUCAAGCCGCCAUCGCCAUCAAGAUACCUCAGAACUACCCCAUCGAAAACGUCUCUGUGCAGAGUCUGAAUCGUGUCGCUGUCAAUGAGAAGAAGUGGCAGAGCUGGAUCAUGACGACACAGGGUGUCAUUACUUUCUCCAACGGCAACAUCAUCGAUGGUCUUCAAGUCUUCAAGCGAAACAUUCUCGGUGCGCUCAAGGGCCAGACCGAGUGUGCUAUCUGCUACAGCAUUAUCUCGACCGACAAGCGCAUGCCUGAUAAACGAUGCACCACUUGCAAGAACUUGUUUCAUAGGACGUGUUUGUACAAGUGGUUCCAGAGCAGUAACCAGAAUACUUGCCCGCUAUGUCGAAACCCAAUUGACUACCUGGGCUCAGAUACGAAGAGACGACAGGGCUAG
Molecule: messenger RNA, 4812 nt
Organism: Fusarium fujikuroi IMI 58289
Lineage: Eukaryota; Fungi; Ascomycota; Sordariomycetes; Hypocreales; Nectriaceae
Exons: 2
Coding region: 1-4812 (1603 amino acids)
Biological process (GO): ribosome-associated ubiquitin-dependent protein catabolic process; rescue of stalled cytosolic ribosome
Cellular component (GO): RQC complex; cytosol
Molecular function (GO): ribosomal large subunit binding; ubiquitin protein ligase activity
Source: RefSeq, a predicted model, not a curated record